This is a messenger RNA of Rhopalosiphum maidis (corn leaf aphid), 834 nucleotides long. Its product is annotated as microtubule-associated protein Jupiter-like. The record is from RefSeq and is a predicted model, not a curated record. Lineage: Eukaryota; Metazoa; Arthropoda; Insecta; Hemiptera; Aphididae. The transcript is spliced from 3 exons. Bases 145 to 531 code for a protein of 128 amino acids. Gene Ontology annotation, cellular component: nucleus.
GAUACCAUUCAUUAAUUUCCGUUCGUUGCCCUGUAAUAGUUCGCUGUCCGUUCACAGUUGCAAAUUAAUGUUAAUUGUUAACUAAAAGAUUUAUUAACUUUAAUUUUAACGGUAUUACUUUGAAAGUUUCAAUAAGAACCAAAAAUGACUUCCACAAAUUUCAAUGUUGGCAUCGGUGACAUCAGGAGAAAUACUAGCAAGGUUUUAAAACCACCGGGCGGUGGAAGUAGUGACAUAUUUGGAACAGCAUCAUGCGAUGAAGUUAAUCCACAUAAACGUGGUACAAAUCAGAAGAAUCUUCAAAGUUCCAUUAUUUUGGGUGGUCAAACACCAAAACAUAGUAAUGGUACAGUUGCCGCUAAUGGAAAUUCAGAUAAACCUGAUGGCAAUCCAGUGACUGGAGAAGGUUAUGAAGCUCCUAAGGCUACAGCUACACCAGCUCAGCAUGUUUCUGCUCAAUCAGAACCAGCUCCAGAACAAAAGAAGGCAAGUCGUGUGCCACCAGGUGGAUAUAGUUCCGGAUUAUGGUAACUGCUGAGCCAAGAAGACCAACUAAAAUUUUGUCACAAUUUUUACAUUGCUUUUGUAUUUCUAUGAUAUAUUGAUGACCAUUGAUCACAUUUCAUCAAUAAAAUAUUUAUGCCUUAUGGUAUAUAAGAAAAUGACUUUCAGUAUAUGAAAUACAUAAUAUUACAAUUGUCAUUCUUUUAAAACUACCCUGCAUUUUACUCAUUCUCAAAUUGUUUGAUUAUUGUUUUGUAAUGUUUGUGAAUUGAUUUAUUCCUAAAAAAAAUUCUUUUUUUAUACACAAUAAAAUACUAUAUUUAUUAAUGA